AAUGACCCAGUUCAGAAAUACGUCAAGGAUGCGAUCACACGAGACAAGGCAGCGCAAAGCCUGCGACCCUCUUUGGGGAGCACUCAGAGAAUCCUUCAGGAGCUUCGCUCCUCCAAGCAAGUCAAAAGGAAGGAAAAUCGCUACCGUGUCAUAGCCAGUCACCGACCUGAGUGUACCGACACAGCUACACCUGUCAUAAACAGCACGGCCUCGAUUGAUGGGGACAGGUCAGACUCUGGAGCAAAGGAUUCGUCACAUGAGGAGAGUGGUGGUGUUGAGAAGAGCUCGGACUGUGGGAAAUUCCAGUUGUUUGAUAUUGUACAAGAAGAAGAGAUGGUGGGAGACUCCAGUGUAACCUCUGCGAACCUACAGCAGAAGAUUGAUCCAGAUGUGAUUCUUUGCAACGCAGUAGAGAUGAUCCGUGAGCGUUUAAAUGUUUCUGAAGAUGCUAAAAAAGAACAGUGUGACAAAGAAGAUGAGUAUGUUUAUGACAUCUACUAUAAGGAAACAUCAGCCCCUGGCUGGAUCGAAAAUAUCCUUUCUGUACAGCCCUAUAGAGAAGAAUAUGAAUGGGUACAUGAUGAUCCUGUUCCAGAGGAAGUAUAUGAAGAUGAAGAUGAUGAAAAUGAUGAAAAUAACUGGCGUAAUGAUUAUCCUGAAGAAGAUGAAUUCUUACACGAGGAAGAUGGUGAUGGAGAAAAAGACUCUGAAGAGAGCCUCAGUGAUGAGGACCAAUGUUACAGGAGGAGAACAUGGAAUAAAUACCGACAGGAGGUUCUACAGGAAUUUGGAUAUGAUGAGAUCGAAGACUUGGGUUCUGACUAACUGCCUUUUUUUGAAGAUGAAAUGCAUACUGAAGAUGAAAUUCUACUGUUGCAGAAUGUGCUAUUGGAGCAGCCAACUUCAGCUGGUAGAUGAUAAUCUGGUGAUCAUGGCUACUUGACGACACAAAUUUUUGUUCCAAGCGUAAGAUGCUAUAAAAUAGAUUUUUCUGCCCAUUUUGUGUGCUAAAGUUCUGAGAGAUCUUUUCAUGGAUUUCUUUUUUCCCCAAAGCUGCA
This is a messenger RNA of Acanthisitta chloris (rifleman), 1058 nucleotides long. Its product is annotated as probable RNA polymerase II nuclear localization protein SLC7A6OS. NCBI's taxonomy places the organism in Eukaryota, Metazoa, Chordata, Aves, Passeriformes, Acanthisittidae. Gene Ontology annotation, biological process: developmental process. The annotation marks the transcript as partial. The record is from RefSeq and is a predicted model, not a curated record. The transcript is spliced from 4 exons.